Molecule: messenger RNA, 800 nt
Organism: Coniophora puteana RWD-64-598 SS2
Lineage: Eukaryota; Fungi; Basidiomycota; Agaricomycetes; Boletales; Coniophoraceae
Exons: 2
Coding region: 46-678 (210 amino acids)
Source: RefSeq, a predicted model, not a curated record
GUUGCUUCAUACCCCACCAGCACUCCUCAGCUCACUCCUCCUACUAUGGCACAAUAUCCUGUUGGCAAUCAAAUUCUCGCUCAGGGUUAUAAUCCUGCUGCCCACGAGGAUAGAAGAAAGCACGGCAUGCUAGGCUCCGAGUCCACAAAGCAUGUAGAACAUCAAUCGUAUGACAUCCAUCUGUGCAACUAUUUUGACCCUCCGCCUGUGGGUCAGGAGGAGACCGCAAAGUUCAGAGUCAGAUGCGUUGCCGUCCGGAUGUAUGCCACUCUCGUGACUGUCGAGGAGUGCGAAGUCCCCCCGAUCUACAUAGGGAUGGACAGCGACUGGGCCCCCAACCGGGCUAUGCUUCCUUUCCUAGACGUUGACACCGUCAUGAUGGAAGGACAUCCCAAUGAUAUCAUCCAAAGAUUGAACGUUCCGCUUGGUCCCAAAAUCCCCACAGUUGUACACAUCAAUGGCCAUGUUCAUGAAGGUUAUAUCGUUACGUGGUUCUAUCGUACGCUACUCGAACACCAUGUUCCCGGCACCGAUGAUCAUAAGUUCCACUACUACAAACACCAUCAAACGGCCGACAAUCGACCGUACUACGACGCUAACGAUACAAACUACAAGACGUUUGACAUCUUGAGCUUCGGGCUCCAGGUGCAGAACUUCAGACAGGCGCUGUGGUAUUAGUAGGCUUGGUUUUCUCAUACGGAGCGUCAUCAUGAAAGCGUUGUUCUAUGUACUGUUUUAUACGGCGAAUUCCUAUGUAAAUGCGCCUGCAACUCAUACGCAGAUGCAUCUAAUAUCUUGGC